CAAUUCCCCCUCAGAAAAUCAAGCAGAAAAAAAAGAUUAAAGAAAAAAAGAGAGAGAGAAAACCCAUAUAAGUUUAUUCCUUUCUUCUUCGUACCUCAGAGCUUUGAAACCCUAAUUUUUUUUUGAUUUUGAUUUUGCCCACCGUAAAUUAAUUGAUAGCAUCCCGUUGUUUGACCCAGCGCACAAGUGUGGUUUCUGGAUGAAAUUAAAGGAGGAGGCGGCGGCGUAAGGAGGAGACCCAGAAGAAGCAGGUUGAUUUAGGAGGAUAAAAUUAGUUAUUUGAUGCCGCCGGAGCAGGUGCCUUGGGAUCGGAGAGAUUUUCGGAAGCACGAGAGAUCCGGGUCUGACCCGCGCUUUGGUGGUGGAGGAUUCGGCGGCGGAGGAGGAGGAGGACCCAAUAGAUGGCGGGAGCAGCACCAUCAUCCACACGCGCCGCCGCCGCACCCGCCGCCUUAUCAGACCCACCACAACCAUCAGCAGCAGCGCUGGUAUUCGGAUUUUCGCUCGUCUCGCCCUAUUCCUCCUGGUCAACAUAAGCAGGGUGGUUGGCACAUGUAUCCUGAUGAGUCUGGUCAUGGAUUUAUGCCUUUUGGGUCCAGAUAUGGUGACAGAAACCUAGAUGAUGAUAACUUUCGACCUUUUGCCUCUCGCGGCGAAGGAAAUGGAAGGUAUCUUAGAAACAGCAGGGAAAACAGGGCAUCCUUUAGCCAGAAAGACUGGAGAUCUCCCUCUUCAGAACCUGCUGCAUCGUCCAGUGGUCCUGGCAGACCUACCAUCGAGGUUAAUAAUCAGAAGUCUGUAGAGAAUAACCAAACAUCCCAUAACAAUGACAGCAAGAGCAAUGACUCCUCUCACCUUCUUCCGGAUUCCUUACCAGGUCAAUCUCAACCUCUCGUAAAAGAGAAGCAUGAGAAGGACGAUGACAUUGCUGAUGUACCGGCCAGCUCAGGUCAGAAAAACGAGAGAGAAAAUGGGCAGGAAUCGGUAGAUUGGAAGCCUCUGAAGUGGACGCGCUCAGGAAGUAUGCCUUCAAGAAGUCCUGGUGUCGCCCAUUCUAAUAGCUCCAAGGGUGUUGUAGUUGACUCUGUUGAGAUAGUGGCUGAGUUGCAGCAUAAGAAUGUGAAACCUAUUCAAUCUCCUGCUGCUUUUUGUGCUGUCUCCACUGCUCCAGCUCCAGCUCCAGCUCCAUUGGAUGAGAACAUUUCUAGGAAGAAACCUCGUCUUGGAUGGGGUGAGGGUCUAGCAAAGUAUGAGAAGAAGAAAGUUGAAGGCCCUGAAGAUAUUGAGACAGAGUAUGGACUGGUUGUUAGUGUUAGCAAUCCAGAAACUGUAAAGUCUCCCUCUGUUAACCUGCUUGACAAGAGCCCUAGAGUUGCAAGUUCGUCAGAUUGUGCCUCACCUGCUACUCCGUCUUCGGUCGCUUGUAGUUCAUCACCAGGUAUUGAGGAGAAAGAAUCCGUCACGGCUGCAAAGGUUGAUCAUGAUACCACAAGCUUGAGCUGUUCACCUAAUAUUAUGUCCCAGACUAACUAUGAGGGACCAACUUUUAAUUUAGAAAACUUGGAUCUCACAUCUAUUGACAAACUGAGCACCUUAAUUAAUGAAUUUCUGCAGUCCGACGAUCCGAGUUCUGUAGAAACAGGUUAUGUACAAACCAUCUCAAUGAACAAGUUGUUGGUAUGGAAAGUCGACAUUUUAAAAGCACUUGAGGUGACUGAAUCAGAGAUAGAUUCGCUUGAAACUGAGCUCAAGUCAUUGAUAGCUGAACCUAGAAGUUUCUGUGCUCAGCCUGUUACUUCCAGCUUGCUACCGGAAGACUGCCAUUUGAAACCUGGUGAAGAGCAAGUUACUGAUUCCAGUUUUACUGUUGGAUCUGCUCCAUUGCAGGUUGUUUUACCUGGAGACAUGACUGUUGAGAAUAUGCCUGCUGGACUGGACGACGAGCAUGUGGCGGUGAAAGAUGAGGAGAUUGAUAGUCCAGGCAGUGCCACGUCUAAAUUAGUUGAGGUGUUGCCUUCUGUGGAAGAAACUGUUCCUUCUGUCACUACAGAAUGUGGGGAGGAACUGAUGAAUUUGGAUAAUGAUCCCAGUAACUCAGGGACAUGUUUAGAAUACGGUCUCAGCGAUGAGGAUAACGCUUGUCGUAUUGUGAUUAAUUUUGAAAAUCUUGGCAAGGUUGGCUGUGUGCUCUGUGAUAUGGGUCAUAUUUAUAAAUCUGUAUUGGCUUCCAAUAAAGAUUCUAUGCAUGAGGCUUUCCAGGAGUUGAAUAAGUUAUUGCCGGCACAACAAUGUCUUUUUGAUAUUCCGACUGCAUCCGGUGUCUCUUCUUCUCAAAGUGAGUUGUCAGUAAUAAAGGAGAGGUUUCUGAUGAGGAAGCGGACCUUGCAAUUCAAGCAGAAGGUUAUUACCCUCAAGUUUAAGGUGUUUCAGCAUUUCUGGAAAGAAGGUCGCAUAGUUUCUAUUAGGAAACUUCGAGGGAAGUCUCACAAGAAGUUUGAUCAAAGUCGGACUGGAUAUAAAAAGAAUCGCUAUUCCAGUCGAUCCAAAUUCUUUUGUUCUGCUGGGAGUCCCAGAACAGUGUCUGCGGAAGAAGUAAUCGACUUUGUUAAUAGGUUGUUGUCGGAGUCACCAUUCAAGCUCUGUCGGAAUACUUUAAGGAUGCCGGCAUUGAUUUUGGAUAAGGAGAUAAAGAUGUCAAGGUUUAUCUCAAAUAAUGGUCUGGUGGAAGAUCCUUGUGCUGCUGAAAAAGGAAGAUCUUUCAGCAAUCCGUGGUCGGCUGAAGAGAGGGAAAUUUUCAUUGAUAAUCUUGCUAUUUAUGGGAAAGAUUUUAAGAAGAUUGCAUCUUUUCUGGCCCACAAAACAAUAGCAGACUGCAUCGAGUUUUAUUAUAAGAAUCACAAAUCGGAAUGCUUUGAGAGAGCUAGAAAGAAGCCAGAUUUUGCUAAGCAAAGUAAAUCUCAGUCCACCACGUACUUGGUCGGAACAGGGAAAAGAUGGAAUCGUGAGGCAAAUGCUGCUUCUCUUGAUUUACUUGGUGAAGCUUCUAUGAUGGCGGCUAAUGUAAAUGAUGGCAUAGAUAUUCAGCAGAAAUGCACAUCUAGGAUCUUCUUUGGUGGGUCUAGUUCUCAGAAAGCGCAAAGGGUUGAUAAUGGUCCAUUGCAGAGAUCAAAUAGUCUGGAUAUGUACAGCAAUGAAACUGUAGCUGCUGAUGUGUUGGCUGGUAUUUGUGGUUCCCUGUCAUCUGAGGCUAUGAGUUCUUGCAUCACGAGUUCUGUUGACCCUGCUGCUGAUGGGCAACAAGAUUGGAAGUCCCAAAGAGUCAGUUCUUGCGUAAAACGGCCUCUGACCCCUGAUGUUACACAGAAUAUUGAUGAUGAGUGCUCGGACGAGAGCUGUUGGGAGAUGGAAUCUGCCGAUUGGACUGAUGAGGAGAAAUCUAUCUUCGUUCAGGCCGUGUCAACUUAUGGCAAGGAUUUUGCAAUGCUCUCGCAGUCUGUCAGAACAAGAUCGAGUGACCAGUGCAAGAUAUUCUUUAGUAAGGCUAGGAAGUGUCUUGGAUUGGAUCAGAUUCAGCCUGAAGGUGGCAAUGCUGUCUCUGCGGAUAUUAAUGGAGGUGGCAGUGACACUGAAGAUGCAUGUGUUGUGCAGACAGGGUCCGUUGUUUGCGAUGAUGCAGAAUGCAAGAUGGAAGAGGAUCUCCCCCCUCCUAACAUGAAGUCUUCUCAUGAAUCUGGUAUGGCAGGAACUCAUGAUUUAAAGCCUGAUUUCAAGUUAUGUGAGGAAAAUACCCAACCAUGUGCCACCGCUGAUUCUAUGGCAGCUGAACUUGUUUCACAGAAUUUGUCGAUGGGUGAUAAUCAGGUCAAUGAUAAUGCGAAUAGCAGAGAACGUAAUGGUGAAUGUAGAUCUGUGCUGGAAAAUAGAACCUUGGUUUUAUCCUCUAAUACAGAACCAGUACGAGUUGAAGAGGGAAAUGAUCUUGGCCGGCUUAAUGGAUCAAAUGAGGCGGCAUUGCCUGAGGUUUCUAAUGGGCGUCCUUGUGAAGAGAAUGACGGACACGGGCUUAUCUUACCUUUAGAUAAUUUGGACAAUAGGAAAGUUGAAGACAGAGUUGCUGAUUCUAGUGAAGCGACUGCUCUAAACUGUGCAGCACGUGAGAUGAAGUCUGAGCCCCAACUGGCGGCUGGGAAUGGACGUCACCCUUCUGUUGAUAGCCAAAAAGGGGCUGACCUUGAAACAACCAGUUCUGUAGAAAAGUCUCAUGUCAUCCCAUUGCGACAGAAUGGUCACUUUGCAUUGGUGGAUUCAUCGACGUUGUUUUCUGUUCCCAUCAAGUAUCAAAGACACUCGAGUACUAAUGCUCUAUCAAGUGUUGGUGCUAACGGGAUAAGUGAAAAGCAUUCUCAGAAAUUUUCUAAGAAAGGUGAUUACCAGCAGCAGCAGCAAAGUUUGAGCCACUCACUAUCCGAUCCUGUUGAGUCCUCCCAGAUUCUCAGGGGUUACCCCGUUCCGGUGCAAACUGUGAAGGAGAUAAAUGGGGAUCUUAAUUGGAAAAAACAUGUCUUGCAUCAAAAUGUCUCAAAGUCGGAAGGAAAAUUGCAUUCAGAUCGGCAUACAGAUUUCUCCCUUCAGAAAUGUUCUAGUAGUUCAAGAAAUCAGAGUGGCAUUGUCCAGGCGACAUUUCCAAUCAAAGAACAGAGCAGGAAUGAUUCUAGACCCCGAUCGGGUAGCUCAUCCGACGUGGAUAAGCCUUCCAGGAGUGGUGAUGUGAAGUUGUUUGGUAAAAUCAUAAUCUCUUCCCAAGACAAAGCUAGUUCUCGUCUGCAAGAAAACGGUGAUAGUAACGGUCCGCAGCAUAAAUCGGGUAGCCAGUCACUGAACCUGAAAUUCGGCAGUGAUCACAAGGUCAACAUUGAUUCUUCUCAGUCGAAAUUCGAUUACAGUAACUACCUUGGCUCCGAUAAUAUUGCGCUUAGGGGCUUUGAAUAUACAGGCUUCCCUCCUUUGCCCGAUUCUACUCUCUUGUUGAACAAAUAUCCUGCUGCAUUUAGAAACCACCAUUCUAUUAUGCCAACGGUGAAAUUGGAGCAGCAGCCGCAUUUACAUGGACUCAUUGGCAAUCACCACCAUCCCCCAUUGAAUGCCGUAUCUGUUUAUCCGAGUGGAGAUUUGCAGCAGCCUUUUACAAUGGAUAUGAAGAAGCAGACACAACAAGAUGUAUUGUACUCUGAGAUGCAGAUAAGAAACGGGUUUGAUGUAAUGCAACAACAGCAAGGAAGAGGGGGUAUGGUUGGAAUUAAUGUUGUGGGUAGAGGAGGGGGAGGGGUUGUUGUUGGAGGGCAGUGUUCGUCUGGCGUUUCUGAUCCUGUGACAGCCAUUAAAAUGCACUAUGCUAAAGCUCAGAAUUUUAGUAUACAGGCAGGAAAUGUAAUUAGAGAGGAUGAUAAUAAUAAUAGUACAUGGAGAAGCAGUGGGGAUGUAGGCAGGUAGCAGAAAGUGAAGAGAGAAGGCGCCAUCUUCUCAGUGGCAAGUUUUCUUCGUAAUUCUUGUCGCGUUUGUAUUAUAUAGUUUUUGUUGAGUAAGAAGUUGAUAGAGAGCAGCAGUUGAACAAGUUUUAGAAUCCGUAUUUUUGUUUUUUUGUUCAGAAAAUUUCUAGAUCUUGUAAUAUUUGCAGGAGAUUUGUAUUUGUUGUAUUUGUUGAUGGAAAAUACCCAAAAAAAGAAGAAAAAAGAGAGCUACCCUAUCCUGUUGGAAUUUCUGUUCGGGUGCGCGUAUAGUGGUGUUCGACGAUCUAUAUGAAGAGCUUCGCUAACUCUCUCUCUCUCUCUCUCUCAGGUGUUUGUUUGAUUCUCUCUUUCUUGCAUAUUUUUUUGCAAGGAUUGAUUUGUUGUUAAUACAGAGGAUUGACUUUAGUCAACUGGGAUUUAAGCUUCUUAAGCUAUGGAAACAGGUGCUGCGUGUGAAAUUUGGUACAA
Molecule: messenger RNA, 5975 nt
Organism: Erythranthe guttata (spotted monkey flower)
Lineage: Eukaryota; Viridiplantae; Streptophyta; Magnoliopsida; Lamiales; Phrymaceae
Product: Duplicated homeodomain-like superfamily protein
Source: RefSeq, a predicted model, not a curated record